CAAGUUUAGCUCCACCAAAAAAUGGAACUCAGUUACCCCUUCCCCUGCCCUCAGUUCCCUCCAGGGUUCCGCUUCCAUCCCACAGAUCAAGAACUCAUCAUUCAUUACCUGAAAAAGAAAGUUACCGCAUCUCUUCCUCAUUCCUCAUCCAUAAUUGCUGAACUUGAUCUCUACAAGUACAGCCCUUGGGAACUCCCAGAGAAGGCCGUGUUCGGAGAGGAAGAGUGGUUCUUCUUCAGCCCCAGAGACCGGAAGUAUCCUAACGGAGUCAGGCCCAAUCGAGCUGCGGGGUCAGGCUACUGGAAGGCUACCGGCACCGAUAGACCCAUCCUUGAAAUUGGUGGAGCACAGUGCCUUGGAGUAAAGAAGGCACUUGUAUUCUACAAGGGCCGGCCACCGAAGGGGACAAAGACUGAUUGGGUCAUGCACGAAUAUCGUCUUCUAAACUCUUUGGCUCCAACUCAGUCUCAAAAGCAAAAAGGAUCCAUGCAAUUGGAUGUCUGGGUCCUGUGUCGAGUCCGGCAAAGAGGCAGCCUUCCGCGUUCAGAAAAUGUUGAAAAAUUGGAGACAUGGAGCUCAAUGCCAGCCUUCCAUAGUCAAGCACAUCAAAAGCAGCAGGAGCUAAUGCUUCGGCAAGUCGAAGAGACAGUGAAAAACAACAUUUUUAUGUUCGGCGCCCACAAUAAAGCCAACUACUUGCAACCUGGGAACUCAGAGGAAGGCGAGAGCACAGAGGAUAGCUCUAAUAUUGGUGGUAAUAGCGGUGGUGGUUUAGAUGGUGGAUGUUUAAAUCCUUUCAAGACGAAGUUGUCAUUCGGUGAGGAGCUGAUGUUGCUUCAUCCGAGCAAAAGAUUUCAGUUUUUGCCGGACGAGUCAGAUUCUGCCAAUCAAGGCUUACUGGACUGCUUGGUUUGAUGCAUUUUUACCUUAAAGACUUCGUUUUGUAGUAGUUAAUUUGCUUCUUAUGCUCACCUUUUUUGUGUUUCAUCUUUUGAUAAGCUUUCAGAACUGCGAUCGGAGCGAGAGCAUGAAGCUUGUGUAGUAAUGGCAGUAUUGUAGUGUAGAUUAAUGUUUCUCAUUAAGCACAAGUAGCCUUUCAUUGGUCUUUAUCUAAUUUGUCUCUCUGAGUUGCUUACUAUCGGCAUAUCAAAAUUUUCUUUUUUAAAUA
Molecule: messenger RNA, 1168 nt
Organism: Phalaenopsis equestris
Lineage: Eukaryota; Viridiplantae; Streptophyta; Magnoliopsida; Asparagales; Orchidaceae
Product: NAC transcription factor 32-like
Exons: 3
Coding region: 22-915 (297 amino acids)
Biological process (GO): regulation of DNA-templated transcription
Molecular function (GO): DNA binding
Source: RefSeq, a predicted model, not a curated record